UUUUUUUCAUUUCGAAAUUUGUGUCAAAUUUUUUUAAUAAUUAAUUUUCGAUUGUUUGAGAACCGAAAACGAUUUAUAUUUAUUUUUAUUGAUAUUCUUAAUUUCGCGAGCAAAAUUUUUAAUUCGAUGUUGAGAUUAAAACCUUUUUUACAGCCCGUAUUCCACAGAAUACGUUAUAAUAUUUAUAAAUUAUAUUCCAAAGCCGCUGAGCAACCGGAAGCAGCGCUAAGUUUAACGGAUGCAUUAGGAGCUCAAACAGAACAAACAUCUAAAUCUAGGACAAAUGUUCAUCUAUCAAAUGAGGCUAUAGAGAGUCAAAAAUCUGAAGAAAUGUCAAAUGCUGGGCUCAAAAAGCCAGGCGGUUGUAAUAAAAAAGCUGCACCUAAGGGCAAAAAGGGUAAGAAAUGUGGCCAACCUAAGCCAGUUCCCCCACAAGAUCCUGGACCUCCUGGUGGAUAUUACAUUCAAGAUAAAUGUGAUAUAUACGAUAUACCCAAAACAAAUGCCAAGAAAUGGAGAACUAUUUCAUAUGCCUUAGUUCCAUUAGCCCUCGGAUUAUCCGCUUUUAUUCUAGCUACCAAAGAGGAAGCUCCAGAACCUGAAUAUAUUCCUUAUGAAUACAUGUACAGACGAACUAAACGUUUUGCUUGGCGAGAUGGUAAAACAUCACUGUUUCAUGGACCUAACAAUUUAAUACCUGAAGAGGAGGAAGAACGUUUAGACCGAGAAGCAGAAGAAAAACAAGCGCAACCUACACCCCCCAAAAAAGGAGAAAAAGCACCACCACCAGCCGAAAAAGAGGCACGAUAUAAAAAACAUAUCAAUGAAGAGCAGGACAAAAUUAAAAAACGUGAACAACAUGCUCACGAGGAAUUGGAAAGACGUAGAAAACGCCAUGAAGAAGAACGAGCCAAUCAGCCCAUUGCUGAAACACAAAAAUAGCAAUCGCAUUAAAAACGCUUUCAAAUUUAAGUUAAAAAAAAUCUUUAAUUAUAAAAAAAUAUAUGUAUGUAUAUUUUUAUACGAUUUACAAAAUAAUGUGAAUAAAAUUCAACAUUUUCUCACAUCUGUUACAAAAU
This is a messenger RNA of Lucilia sericata (common green bottle fly), 1079 nucleotides long. RefSeq lists its product as uncharacterized. Lineage: Eukaryota; Metazoa; Arthropoda; Insecta; Diptera; Calliphoridae. Bases 127 to 942 code for a protein of 271 amino acids. Gene Ontology annotation, cellular component: mitochondrial inner membrane. Gene Ontology annotation, biological process: mitochondrial electron transport, cytochrome c to oxygen. The transcript is spliced from 2 exons. Gene Ontology annotation, molecular function: enzyme regulator activity. The record is from RefSeq and is a predicted model, not a curated record.